Daucus carota subsp. sativus is the source of this 1194-nucleotide messenger RNA. RefSeq lists its product as uncharacterized. The record is from RefSeq and is a predicted model, not a curated record. Gene Ontology annotation, molecular function: nucleotide binding. Bases 1 to 1095 code for a protein of 364 amino acids. NCBI's taxonomy places the organism in Eukaryota, Viridiplantae, Streptophyta, Magnoliopsida, Apiales, Apiaceae. The transcript has 3 exons.
AUGGCCGAGCAUACAAAAGCGAUCCGUUUCGGAAUCAUGGGAUGUGCUAAGGCCGCAACAAAAGUGUCAAGAGCCAUCAAAAUGUCUCCCAAUUCAACCCUUUACGCCAUUGCCAGUAGAUCCUUAGAAAAAGCCCAGCAAUUUGCCACCGAAAAUGGCUACUCAGACCAACAAGUGGUGAUCUAUGGAAGCUACAGCGAAUUGCUGGAUGACCCUUUAGUGGACGCUGUUUAUAUGCCCCUGCCCACAAGUCUUCACUUGGAAUGGGCUGUUCUGGAUGCUGAAAAGAAGAAGCAUUUGUUGCUGGAGAAACCCACAGCCCUUGAUGCAACUCAGCUUGAUCGGAUAUUAGAAGCUUGUCGAUCCAACGGUGUGCAGUUCAUGGAUGGGAGUAUGUGGUAUCAUCAUCCCAGGACUGCGAAAAUGAAGGAGUUGCUCUCUGAUUCCAAGCUGUUUGGUCAAGUCAAAUCGAUAUACAGUUCAUCGUCGUAUGUUGGUGGUCAAGGAUUUCUUGAGAAUAAUGUACGUAUCAAAGCAGAUUUGGACUCCCUGGGUGCAUUAGGGGAUGCAGGCUGGUAUUGCGUUGGAGGCAUUCUGUGGGCUAUGAAUAAUAAUUUACCUACAACAGUAACUGCGUUACCUUCUGUUGUCCGAAAUUCAGAUGGAGUCCUUCUGUCUUGCACUGCCUCCUUGCACUGGGAAAAAGAAGAAAUAGUUGCAACAUUCUUCUGCUCCUUCCUUGCUCACGAGACCAUGGAUUUGACAAUUUCUGGCUCCAAUGGAACUCUUCAUCUCGAAGACUUUAUAAUCCCCUAUGAGGAGACCUCUGCAUCAUUCAAAUACACAUCAGGUGCAAAGUUUGUAGAUAUGCACAUUGGAUGGAAUGUAAAACCUGAAGAAGUUCAAGUAGAUACUGGUGAGCUUCCGCAAGAGGCUAGGAUGGUACAAGAGCUUAGUAGAUUAAUUCAGGGAAUCAAAUAUUCUGGGCGGCUACCAGAUCAGAAGUGGGCAGAAGUUAGCAGAGUGACUCAGUUGGUAAUAGACACAGUUAUAAGAUCAAUUAAUUAUGGUUUUGAACCUGUAUAUAUUUACUAGCCUUGUUGAGCAUUUCAAAUUCAGACUUUGGCAAACAUGCAGCAAUAACAUAUAGGUAAUGUAUGCAUCACAAAUUUUGAAUGAUGUUUCAUUAUCACA